CUUCUCUUAGCUUUCGCAGGCUGGAUCCAGCUUCAGGGCAGAGCACAGCUGUGGAGGAGUCACCAGUCUGCCCUGGUGUCAAAAGGCCCCCCGUCACCAAGCAGAGCCCAGGAACUUCCGAGCAGCACAGGCAGAUGAGGCUGAGCAGCACAAGCCGCACGAGCUCCACACCAGACCGUGACGCUCCCAAGUAGCAGAGUCGGGAUUUGAACCCAGGGCACUGGCAGAGCCCAACCCACCAGGUUGCUGAGAGGUCUAGAGGGGCUGGGGCAGGCCCAGGGCACCCACCGUGUGCAGGGGUCUGUGAGAGGAGGGAGCUCGGCAGGGAAAGAGGAGGGUGGCCUGCGGCCUGGCUUCUUCGCUGUCCUUGUGUGUCUGGAGCAGCAGAAUGGAGGCCAACGCCACGUCCAGCGCUGGGCUCACGGCCACAGCCGAGCAACCGCUCCGACUCGUCUUUGCAGGGGUCUGCGGCCUCAUCCUGCUGGUGGGGUUGCUGGCCAAUGGGCUGAUGCUGCUGGUGGUGGGUCGGGGCCCGGGCGCCCCCUGCCCGCUCCUCUCCUUGACCAAUAGCCUCAUGGUGAACAUCACGCUGUCCGACCUGCUCUUCCUGGCCUGUGUGGUGCCGGUGCUCCUGCUGAGCUUCCUGCGGCGGGACUGGUGGCUGGGCCCCACCGUCUGCACCACCAGCCAGGCCGCCAACAGCGCCACCAUGUUCUGCACCUUCUACAGCAUGGUGGCCACGGCGCUCCUGCGCCACGUGGCUGUGGCCUGGCCUGACCUGGCCCUCCCGUCUGGCCCGGGUGCCCGCCGGCUGCUCUGUGGGGCCAUGUGGGCCCUGGGCCUCAUGGCCUCGCUCCCCACCUGGCUGUUCCAGCGAGCAGUUGUGGAGGAGGGGGCCUGGGCCUGCCUCUUGCUCCUGAACCCUGCUCAGACCUCCUGCUACUUCACGCUGCUGGGAGCGCUGGCCUUCCUGCCUUGCGUGCUGGGGCUGGGCUGCUCUUUCGGCCACAUGGGCUGGCUCCUGUGGACGCAGCCCUGGGGCCCCGUGGGGGAGAGCGCCCGGGAGCAUCAGGAGAACACCGGGCUCAUCCUCGUAGUGCUGGUGGUCUUCGUGCUGAUGUGGGGGCCCUGCUCUGUGCUGGGCUACGUGGCAGCCAUGGGUGACCUGCCUGCCACGCCCGUGGCGUACGUGGCCUCCAGCCUCUGCACUCUCCUGGCCUACUCCAACUGUGCUGUCAGCCCCGUCCUCUGCUUCUACCUCUCUCGCCCCUUCCGGGCCAGGCUCAGGGGCCUCUUUCGCAGGCCGCUGGCAGCCAGGCAUCCCAGGGCUGUGGGAGGAGCUGGCGUGGUGAUGGAGAGUGUCCAGCCUGGACAUGAUGGGGCUCCGGGAAGCCUCUGGGGCCUGGUGGGGGUCUGAGAGAUUAGGCUGAUGGGAAGGCUGAAAUUCAAAAGAGUUGGGAAGACCCCUAGCGACAUUAGAUCCCAUCCCCUCCAUUUUACCAGUAGGGAGACGAAGAUCCAGAGACGGGAGGCAGCCCAGCAAAGGUGACGCAGCAGUUAAACAGCAACUAGAUCGUGGCGCCCAUUUUUCCUUGGGGCUCAGAUGGAUACCGAUGGGCUCCACGGCUUUCUAGUUGUAUGACCCGAAAAGCCCCUUAACCUCUUUAUGCUUCAGUUUUCUCAUCUGGAAAGUAGAAUCCUGAUAGUACCCUUUUCACGGGUUGUUAAAAGAUAAACUUCCCGAAUAUACAGUGAUUAAAGGAAUGCCUGGUGCUUUAG
Molecule: messenger RNA, 1779 nt
Organism: Capra hircus (goat)
Lineage: Eukaryota; Metazoa; Chordata; Mammalia; Artiodactyla; Bovidae
Product: galanin receptor type 3-like
Exons: 2
Coding region: 389-1417 (342 amino acids)
Biological process (GO): neuropeptide signaling pathway; cellular response to glucocorticoid stimulus
Cellular component (GO): neuron projection; membrane
Molecular function (GO): neuropeptide binding; somatostatin receptor activity
Source: RefSeq, a predicted model, not a curated record